AUGGCCGGCGCAAGCCGCCGACCGUUUUCGCCGUUCCGUCCAGCGAUCCCGAUUCGGAGAUGCGCCCGCUGCACACCACCACCCCCGACAACAACCGCCCCGCGCACCGCCGCCGCAUCAACCCACACCCCCACCCCCUCCAUCCGCCGCCUCCUCUCGACAGCUCCCCCGCGCCGAUCCAUCGGCCCCUCCUCGGGGCCCUUCGAACCCCUCCGUCCCCCCUCGCCCGCCUCGCUCGGCGCGCCACGCACCGCCCGCAGCUUCCGGCGCACCCGGCGCUGGGGCCGGCGCCUCAUAAUCGCCUCGGCCCUCCUUGGUGCGGGCUACCUGGCAGACCGGCAGGUGUACGCGUCCGGGAUUGCGCGGUCGCUGCGCACGUUCGGCAUGGGCCUGCUGGUCGCGGCCGACUACAAGCUCAACUUCCGCCCGGAGCCGUUGUUCGCCGGUAGCAUUCCCGAACUGCACCGCCGCAGCGCCGAGCGCCUGUCGGAUCUGCUACGGGAGAAUGGGGGGCUGUAUCUGAAGAUUGGGCAGGCCAUUGCCAUGCAGAGCGCCGUGCUGCCGCCUGAGUUUCAGGCCAUGUUUGCGCGCAUGUUUGAUGAUGCGCCGCAGGACGAGUGGAAGGCGGUGGAGAAGGUGAUACGGGAUGAUUUUGGUGGUCGGAGUGUUGAGGAGGUUUUUGGUGUCAGUUUUGCUGGCGUGGAAGGGAAGGGUGUCAUGGAGCGCACCGCGCGGGCCAGCGCGUCCGUGGCGCAGAUUCAGAAGCCGGAGAUCGCGAAGCAGAUCGGGUGGGAUCUAUGGGCGUUUAAGGUCGUCACGAAGGUGUAUACAUGGUGGUUCGAUCUGCCGCUAUAUUCAUUGGUGCCGUUCAUCACGGAACGGUUGAUGCUCGAGACCGACUUUGAGAACGAGGCGAAGAACUCCGAGGUCAUGCGCGAGCUUGUCAGCAAGGAGCCCAGUCUACGCGGGAGGGUCUACGUACCGCCCGUGUACCCGGAGCUAAGCUCCAAGCGAGUUCUUACUACCGAGUGGAUUGAGGGUGUCAGGCUAUGGGACAAAGAUUCUCUCACUCGGCCUUGGCUGGGGGGUUAUGGCAAAGGUUCGAUGGGGGUACACGGUGCCCAGUUGGAUCCCCCAGACAUGGACGCGAUCCGCUGGGAGCUGCGCGGGAACCCACAUAGUCAGAAUCUGAAGCCGGAACGCACAGAAUGGAAGGGGCGCCGUGGGAAGGGCGGACUGGGCGUUUCUACUAAGGAGGUCAUGACGACCAUGGUCGAUUUGUUUUCGGCGCAGAUCUUCAAGUGGGGUGUUGUCCAUUGCGACCCCCACCCUGGCAACAUCUUCAUCCGGCGGUUGCCGAACGGGCUGCCGGAGCUGGUACUGAUUGAUCACGGACUGUAUGUCUACAUGAGUGACAAGUUUCGGCACGAAUACGGCACUUUCUGGAAAGCCCUGAUGACAUUCGACAACAAGAAGAUCGGUGAGAUCACCAAGGAAUGGGGCAUCAAGGCUGCCGAUCUUUUUGCGUCGGCCACGCUUCUACGCCCCUACGAAGGCGGCGACCAGCAGCUGCAGAGGGGAAUGUUGGGUGCGCUGGAUGACAGCAAGACGGCAAGCCAGAAGCACUAUGAGAUGCAGAGGCGGAUGAAACAGGGCAUCCGCGACGUGCUCGCUGACGAGGAUAAAUGGCCGAAAGAGCUCAUCUUUAUUGGAAGGAACAUGCGCAUUGUGCAAGGCAACAACGCCUACAUGGGCUCUCCGGUCAACAGGAUCAAAAUGAUGGGCGAGUGGGCUAGCCGGUCGCUAUUCCAGGACCGGAACCUGCCCUUGAGGCAGAGACUGACCAAUGUCUGGCAACAUCUCCUGUUCAAGGCGGUGUUAUUCAUGUCGGACAUCGCCUUCUACUUUUUCAGGCUGAAGCAGCUGUUUGGCCGGAGCGGAGGCUUGGAGGACGAGGUCGAGGCGAGGCUGAAGAGUGUGGCCCAAGAGUUUGGCGUCGAGCUCCAGCAUAAUGUUUUUGAGGGGUAG
Molecule: messenger RNA, 2028 nt
Organism: Chaetomium globosum CBS 148.51
Lineage: Eukaryota; Fungi; Ascomycota; Sordariomycetes; Sordariales; Chaetomiaceae
Exons: 4
Coding region: 1-2028 (675 amino acids)
Source: RefSeq, a predicted model, not a curated record